This is a messenger RNA of Clonostachys solani, 1743 nucleotides long. The record is from the annotation of a GenBank genome assembly. NCBI's taxonomy places the organism in Eukaryota, Fungi, Ascomycota, Sordariomycetes, Hypocreales, Bionectriaceae.
AUGGCAGCAUCUGCCGGUACGCGUUUGCCUGAUGAAGAGACUUUAUUCCACCUAAUUCCUCUGAAUGAACAAGCUGAAGCCGCAGUGGAUCACUCUGACAAUUCCCAAUACGUCUCCGUAUCGACAGAAUACGGCCGUAAAGGAUUAGAGGUAGGGUAUCACGUUCCCACCAAUCCGAGGGGAGACGUGAUCACGAGUCUGGGAAGAGACGCAGACCUGAUAUUAAACCAUGCCGAAGAUGAAGACAAGAAACCCCCAUUUGUUUCUGCGAGGCAUGUCGAUUUUCAACUCAACAUGCACUCUCACGUGGUGAUGCUCCGCGUUUUGUCUCCCGACCCAACGUCUGUCUCGGUCGUUCUGCGCGAUUCCAAAGAUGCGGGCGUAGAUGAUGUAGACAUGAGCGGAGUUGACGCCCCGGAGAGCUACGGAUGCAGGGAAACCUGGGGAGACAGUGUCCUGCUGUAUGGCCGAUCCUACCAUAUAAACAUCUGUCAUUACAAGUUCAACGUGAUCUGGGUCCGCAAGACUCCCGAAGAGCUGGAGGCCCUUGCGCUUCAAGGUCAGAAGACCUCCGUUGCGAGAGCCCAACGACUCCCCGCACGCGAACGACCUACACCAAAAUAUCCAUUGUAUUACAUCCACAAAAGGUCGGCGGACAACGCAGGGUGCCGCGUACGCGAGACUCCAGAGUCUCGGGUACUGGAGCAGGAGAGCGACUUGGCAACUGUCCACAAGGCCCUUGAUAACGGAGAUGGUCAUGGUAUAAUCGUGGUGACGAUUAAGCUCAGCAACUUUGGGGCACAGAGGAAAGAUCAGGUUCGAUCAGCCAUUCGCCGCGAAGUGAAAUUUUUAAAACAACACAGACGGGACACUAUACUUCCAUGCUUGGGCUCGAAAAAUUUCGAGACAGACCUACCCGUCUUCUACUUCGACCUAGCGGAAGGGAACAUAUGGCAUCUUUCUACAACACAGACAAUCCUGUGGUCAGGUGACCUCAGUCAAAGAAUGCUGCGCCAAAUACUCGACGCGCUGGAAUACCUUGCUGAGAACGACAUGUGCCACGGAAGCAUUGAACCAGAAAAGAUCCUCUACUACAACUACAACGACGAGGGGAAGAGCGAGACGGAGAUUGAUAAAUAUUUCUUUAAACUAUCGCAUUUUGGCAUCACCAAGUACGCUGCGAAGCCACGCGCGCAGUUCCGAGCACCGGAGCUCUGGGACGACAAGGAACCAGACACGGCAAAGAUGGUGACCCCGAAAACAGACGUUUGGUGCCUUCUUGCUGCAUAUGCUGCCACGCAUCCGUCGACGCAAUGGGACAUGUUGCAGGUCAGUAGCUUGUCGGCCCUGUGCAAGGUGAUGGGCAAGGUCGGACAAAUGUGGCCGUCUCUCAACCCUAUGGCCACUGAAGACCCCACGAAACGAGCAUCGGCAACUCAGAUGCUUUCUUUUCUGCCUAAGCUUAAAGUCCCAGCUCAAUCUCCAGGUGCCCCGAGCCCAGCUCAAUCUCCAAGUGUCCCGGGCCCAGCUUCUCCAUCGCUGGGAGCCGGAGGACCAACUGACGACCCCGCGGACCCGGGCGGUCGGGAACUUGAGCCGGCUAUCAUUGAAACGUUCCGGUACAAUAUGCGCGAUCGAACGGUUAGGCAACGGGCAGAGCAGAGGCGCAAUGCCCGCCCAAGGCCAGGCCAGAGACGCAAUCGGGCAGACCAGAGACGGGAUGCUCGCCAUCGUCCAUACUGA